This is a messenger RNA of Silurus meridionalis, 4435 nucleotides long. It is a transcript of the gene cadm3, whose product is annotated as cell adhesion molecule 3. The transcript is spliced from 11 exons. Gene Ontology annotation, cellular component: presynaptic membrane. Gene Ontology annotation, biological process: homophilic cell-cell adhesion. NCBI's taxonomy places the organism in Eukaryota, Metazoa, Chordata, Actinopteri, Siluriformes, Siluridae. The record is from RefSeq and is a predicted model, not a curated record. The coding region runs from base 321 to 1565 and encodes 414 amino acids.
CACUGAAUAUACACAAACACAUACACACACACACACGCGCGCGCGCGUCCAAAACCUAAUGCAAAAAUUUAGAUGUCAGUAUCUGUUAUUUUCUUUUAUUAUCGGCCGCGUCAUUAUUUUUCUUCCAAAUAACCGUCAGUGAUUCACGUUACACCCAGACGCGCGCUCUGUGUUGUGGAAUGCUCGUGCAUCCUUACUGACACACCAAAAACACCUUUCUGGUGGUUAUGAAGUACGGGCGGAGGCUGUGCUGAUAGGUAGCCUUUCAGUGAGCAUUGCACCUUCAGUUUUUACAAGGUUCCAGUGUAACGGACAGACGGAUGAGAGAAUUUUUACAAGUGAAUAUGGCAUUUUCGUCAUUCCCACUGUCUACAGUCAUUACCCUGCUGCUUCUUGUGGCUUCCAUUCAGAGCAACUCCAUGUAUGAUGAUGAAGAGGAUCCUUUCCAGCCAGUAACCUCAGACGAGACAGUUGCUGAGGGAGGUACGGUGACUCUGACAUGCCGUGUGGCGGAGAGUGAUAAUUCCUCUCUCCAGUGGUCCAACACUGCACAACAGACACUCUACUUUGGAGCUAAAAGAGCCUUGAGAGAUCACCGUAUCCAGCUACAUAAGUCCACAUCCACAGAAUUGUCAAUUACCAUUUCCAAUGUGCAACUGUCAGAUGACGGAGAAUACACCUGCUCCAUAUUCACCAUGCCUGUACGGAUUGCUCGAGCCACUGUAACUGUACUAGGGGUUCCCGGGAAGCCAGUAAUAACAGGGUUUGAAGAUCCAGUGCAGGAAGGAGGGAGUGUGACACUUACCUGCACCAGCACUGGUAGCAAACCUCCUGCUCAGUUGUACUGGUAUAAAGGACAGGAAAAGCUGGAAGCUCGUCCCAAUGUGGUGGAGUCAAACCUCAAUGAACCUACAUACACAGUGACAAGUGUGCUCACGCUGCGGGUGACCAGAAGUGAUAACAAUGCCAUGAUCGGGUGUGCUGUGGACCAUCCAUCCAUCACAAAUGGAGAGAAAAGGACAGAACAGCCUUUGAGUGUGCUGUUCUCCCCAAGUGUCAUGAUUAAGCCUGAAAGCGACCUGCCUCGAGAGGGAGAGAGGUUUUUUCUGCAUUGCAUGGGGAAUGGAAAUCCUGAGCCCUUGUCCUUCAGGUGGCACAAAAAAGAUGCAGAGUUCCCUCCACAUGUAAGGGAAGAGGGUCCAUUCCUCCGCUUUGAUGCCCUCAAUAAAUCUGAUAAUGGAGUUUACUUGUGUCACACAGACAAUGGAGUUGGUUGGAAUGAGGGAUCCUACACCCUGCAGGUACAAGAAGAUGCUGAAGACCCCACAGCAAUGUCCAGUUCAUCAGGUGUUGAUCAUGCUGUGAUUGGUGGAGUGGUGGCUGUCAUUGUAUUCAUCAUGCUCUGCCUCCUCAUUGUACUUGGCAGAUACCUCAUCAGACACAAAGGUACGUAUCUGACCCAUGAAGCAAAGGGCUCAGAUGAUGCCCAGGAUGCCGACACUGCCAUCAUCAACGCAGAAGGUGGCCACUCUGGUAUUGAGGACAAGAAAGAAUACUUCAUCUAAAUGUCCCUCCAUCACACCAUAUUUACUUUCUUCCCUUGCUUCAGUUCCUUUCAGUCGGAGGAAAUUUAAAAAGGAUGAGCAAAAGCGUGAACAUAAAUGUGAAAGAAGAAAGCAGGCAAAGAUCAGUUUCAGGCUGUGUUGAAACCAGGGAGUUUUGCACUGACAUCAGUAUUCAACUGCGUGCACACACACACACAGACACACACACACACACACACACACGCAUAAACAUACAUGCAUACACACAAAUAGAUGGCAUGCCUGUCCUCAGUAACUUCAUAUGCCUCAAUAUUUAUAUUUAACAAGGGCAAUAUGAUGGCAGAAACAUGUAACUCAUUUGAAGACACAUAUACAAUUUAAUUAACACACAUUUUUAGCAGUCUUUACUUUUUGUUACAUUUCCCACACGUUCGACAUUUGUGCACACAUGCACACAUACACACAUACACACACACACACACACACACACACACACAAUCAGCAAUUACAGGAAAUGAUACAACCAUUCGUUAUCCUUACCUAAUACAGCAGACAAAAGGGAUAUCUGAAAACUGGCAAUACACACAAAACACAGACAGGCAGGCAGAUGAGCACCCACACACACACACACACACACACACACACACACACACACACACACACACACACACAUGUGAACACACAAACACACUCAAUGCAAUCAUGCAAAACAGCUUCUGUGCUGUCACUGUAUGGAACCCCAGAAUAAAUGUAUAGAUAUAUAUAUAGAUGAUUAUAUAGCAUUGUUUUUACUUGGGAAAACUGGUCCAGUGUGGUGUAAAUAUACUCUUUGUCAUGCUGUCUCUCUCUCUCUCUCUCUCUCUCUCUCUCUCUCUCUCUCUCUUUCCUCCUUCUUUUUGUUACCUCUUUUCACUUUCUCUCAUCUCUUUUCCUAACCUAUAUAUGUUUCUCUUAUUCUCUGUCUGCAUUUCAUUGUCUCUUAUUACAGUAUAUACUCUAAAAGUCUGCCUGGUUUUCUUACAUGCGUGAAAAUGCAUUGAGUAAAAAAAAUAUAAGAGGUAUGAAAAAAAUAUUACCACAAAAAUGUCAGUACUGCAAAUAUUGGUAUGAGUUUUUGUUUUCCUCCAAUUGAGUUUCUGGUGUAACUGUUGGUGGCGCAAUAUUCAGUGUCAGCUCUCAUCCCAGGACUUGUUAGUAUCUUCACAAUCAUUAUUAUUAUUAUUAUUAUUAUUAUUAUUAUUAUUAUUAUUAUUAUUAUUAUUAUAAAUACAUGAUGAAAUAAAUGCCAUUUUCCUUUUUAUCCCAGUAAUUGCAUCCCAUACCUAUUUUUGACCACUUCCUGUCCCUUGAUGACAGGUAAAUGAGCUAAAGCAGGGUACUGCAUGUUCGAUCGAGCAAACAAAAACAAGAAGAAGCUAGACUCUUCCGUCUAUUGUACUUUCUGUCUUUGUUUCUGACUAUUUUUUCUGUCUUUCUUUGUUUCACUAUACAGUGUUCUAACCUGGUUUCCUGGCUGUGUCUGUGAAGGUCUAUUCUGGUUCUCCUAAAUAACUAUCCAUAGUCUGUCUCAAUGUAGAUAAACUAGAUUUGAUCACUCCGGGAUUACUUUGCAGCUAGCUUCAUUAAGGCUAGAAAUGUUGUAGUUUAUUGUAUGAAAAUAGCAAGCUAAGAUAUCAACUAAAUUGAUAACUUCUGCUGUGCAUCUCGUGCAUGAUUAUUGUACAUGGUGUGAGAAGAAUGGACUAAGAAUGUCUCAUUUGAAAUGGAUCUGAAACCCAGUGUGUUCUUCAGGUGAGGUUUAAAUUUAGUUGUGAAGUGGAUGACUUAGAAUGUAAGUUGCAUGAUGGACAGAACCGAUCUUUUCCAGCUUCCUCUGAAAAGAGCUCAUUCUCUAAAGAGCUGAUCCAUUACAAAAUAAAAAAAAGAUUUGCCUAAAGUUUCUAUAGGCUUCACAGACCAGUGUUGUCAGAGAUCAGUUUUUAAGGGCAGUAACUCUUUGGAGAUUUGUGUGUAAUACACUUUUAACACAUCACAUGCAACUCUGAUGGCCUUAUAAUUAGCUGAUGAGUUUAAUAAAGUGUGUUAAAAUUGUUAGAAUUUCUCCAGGACUUUAGACUGACAACAUGAUGCUAUACACCCAACGUUUCCCAAACUGGUGCUCAGGGACUUAAAGUAUUCAGUAUUCUGUAUGGGUUGGCUCAAGUAUGUUAGGAGCUGGAAGAAAGCAAAUAAUAUGUAACUGUGUUUGGACCUGGGGUUUGGGAAACAUUGCUCUAGAUUAUAGCCCUUAUCCUAGACCUCAUGUUUGCAAUCUUUCACCACUAGAUGGUGCAUUAUGUAAGACAUCCACCUAGUCAUCUUUCCCCUUUCUCUCUCUGGUACAGGUAGCAGAAUAUGUGAUGCACCUUAUGUUAAUGGUGGAUCAGUGCAACGGUUUAUUUCUAAAUUAUGUUUAUCCCUUUUAUUUUUUGUAGCUCUGUAUACUAUUAAGUGUAGAAUGUUAUGUUUUACUUUUUUAUUGUAUGACUAGAUGUUAUAGAUGUUAUAGGCAUCUAUAUUAAGGUGUAGAAGAGUAUAGUUUCUGUGACUAUUGUUUUCAAAAUCAGCCAUUUUGUAUAAUUUCAUGUAAAUAGUGUUGCCUUGAACAGUCUUCUCCUUACUACAGUUGUUGAGUGCACGCUCAUGCACAAUGACCCACAUAAAGGGUUAAAGAAGUGUGUGUCUGCACUUUCCUAUGUAAGAUGUUCACAACAGUGUCAUCUCCAACAGGCAAAGAAAACAAAAUGUGUUGUUUUCCACAAAGCAUUGUUAAUUUGAUUGUCUAUGUUAGCGCUGUUUUGGAAUGAGAAGUCUUCCUUUUCAAUAAAUAUUCAUAUGUCAUGAAGAUUUCC